Messenger RNA from Exophiala aquamarina CBS 119918, 2115 nucleotides. RefSeq lists its product as uncharacterized. The transcript has a single exon. NCBI's taxonomy places the organism in Eukaryota, Fungi, Ascomycota, Eurotiomycetes, Chaetothyriales, Herpotrichiellaceae. The record is from RefSeq and is a predicted model, not a curated record. Bases 1 to 2115 code for a protein of 704 amino acids.
AUGCCUCUGUUUGGUGCAGGGCCUCACAGGAAGAUCUUCCCUACUAAGAAUCCUUCCCGACGCUCAAAAACCGAAGCCGAGUUCAUGUCAAAUUCGUCCGACGACGUUCGCCCAUUGAGGCACAUAUCGACAUUGAUGACCACCCCCAGUGAAAGAUAUGAGAAGCCUCAAUCACAGCUGCGGCCCUCACGAACCACUCUCGAUGGUCGAGUCUACAACAAUUCCGGACACUGGAGAUCACUCUCCAAAGAUGCAACCCUCUACUAUUCAGCCACCGCAUUAUCGGUGCUCAUUCCCUUGAUAUCUCUAGCAAUAUGGCUAGGAGUAAAUUCCAAUCGCUGGAAAGAGUCGGAAUGGUCUGCCAUCCAGAGUGAUGCAAUUGGUGGUCGUCUCACCCAACCACAAGCAAAAGCAGUCGAUCUUCUCUGUAGCGCUCUAAUCGCACCCUUGAUCUUGGGUGCUUUUAACCUUGUCUGGUUCUCCUGUGCCCGUGUCGCUGUCGUCAACGAGAAACAGUCCGACAAAGAUGGAGUUCCGCUUGCCUGCCUCGUCGAGGUGAGUAGUACCACCGGCGGCUCCUAUGACGUCCUCAAGCUAUCAACAUUGUUGGCACCUCGCACUAAGAGACUGGUGACACUGGGGUUGUUGGUCAUUGUCUCAGCUAUCGCCAAAUCAGCUUUGGGGAAUGUCAUCGCCUACGAAGCAUACAACGAAGAUAGCCUCGGAGGAAGCUCCCCUCUCCGAUUGCUCAGUGAUAGGCAGCUGGCAGUUCCGAACAGCUUGGUCUCUCAAACAUUCGUGGGAACUUGGGGUUUCAAUACCCAACAGAGAUCAUCAUUUGCCAACCAGUUUAGUGGGUUGAUGACCGGGCUCAGUAUAUCAAACGCCAGCUCACAGCUCACAGCAGACCAUGCUUACAUCAUGACCAACGUGACCGGUGCUUCAUUAGAGCUACCACAGACAGUUUCCACGUUGCACAAACUGCCCGGCUCUCGCUGGUCUGUGUCUUGUGAACCCUUCGUACCAGACACAUUCACGGUCAUACAGAUGGGUUCGAAGUCGGUCCAAUUCUCCAUGACAAGAGGGACGACCGAUCUUGUCACAGGCAAUUACCCCGGGGACAUCGCAACCAUCAAGAAUGCAUUUAACGAAGUGUAUCCCUUCAUGCUCUUCCCACCAGCCGAUGGCUCCAGCGCAGUGCUCGCCUUCACCACGAGCUUCAACCUCAGCGACCAACGGUAUGACUCGGAAUUCGGCACCAUUACCCCCAAAGCAUUCAACAUGACCGCCCUCGGAUUCAAUUCAACCAAGGCAGUCAUGUCUGUGUGGGCCAUAUCAUGCAAAAUCUCACGUCAGGAAGCCACCCUGGACCUAAUUCGCUCUCCCACGGGCGAAUGGCUCAAGAACAUGACCUCGCUGUCCGUGUCCGAGGCAACAACCGAUCUAAAAUAUCUGCGAAUGCAACAACUCCAACUGAGUCUGAACUACCAAGCUCCAGACGUGACACUCCCCGGCCUUGGCCCAGCUCUCGCCCGCUCCGCCGACCCGUGCAUCGACGCGACUCUAACCGGCACCGCGUCCGAGAUCACCAGUGUAAACUGCAGUGCGAUCAACAGCACAAGCGUCUCAUUCUCGACCCUCGCGCAGAACUUCCUGUACGCGUCCGCCGAAACCGAACGCAUCGCGUACGAAGUCGCCGCCACCAACACCUCCCGCGACACCCCGGAAGCGUUCUACUCCGCCGCCAACACCGCCCAAACCCUACACUACCGCAUCACGUACGUGCCUGUGAUCCUCUUCGUCGGCAUCGGCUGCAUCCUCGCCGCCGCGCUCAUCACGGUCGCCUUGGUGUGGAGCGUGUGGGGCACGGUCAGCGCUCGCUCGUUCCGCCAGGUCGACGUCCUGAGAUUGGUGGUCGACGCCCUUGCGGGACUGCGUGAGACCGGAAGGAGGGGGGUGGACGACACCCGCGGCGUCUACGAUCACAUCAAGGGUGACAGUAACGCCGGCUUAGUCGCGUGGGCCAAGGACUAUCCUGUCAAGUAUUCCGCUGAGCCUGACACCGGCCUGAUUGGCUUGUCUCGGGCAAGGGCUGUCAGCAGUGAGAGGCCAUGA